AUGGAACCAGAGCCAGUCGAGGUGCAAUUGGAGGUGAGUAAGGGGAGUGAAGCUGAGACUGUGGAUGAAUUAAUGGGGAAAUUGGAGGAGAGAGAAAUGAGGGAUUUGCUGGUGUGGAGCAUAAAGCACUGCAUCCGCGUGAAGGAGUGUGUGCGGGAUUUGAUGUCACCUGACCCCACGCACCAGUUCUCCCGUGGCAGCCCCUCGCACUCGUCCAGUGAACUUAAAAUACACCUGAGAAAUCACACGGGAGAGAAACCUUACUGCUGCUCUGAUUGUGGGAAGAGUUUUACUCUGUCAACCAGCCUGAUAUCACACCAGAGAACACACACAGGAGAGAAGUCUUAUAGCUGUACUCAAUGUGGGAAGAGUUUUGUUCAAUCUGGCGAUCUGACAGUACACCAGAGAACACACACUGGAGAGAAACCUUAUAGCUGUUAUCAGUGUGGGAAGAGUUGUACUAAAUCUAGCAAUCUGAUUGUUCAUCAAAGAACACACACAGGAGAGAAACCUUAUAGCUGUAAUCAAUGUGGGAAGAGUUUUGUUUCAUCUAGUGUUCUGACAGUACACCAGAGAACACACACAGGAGAGAAACCUUUUAGCUGUACUCAAUGUGGGAAGAGUUUUGUUCAAUCUGGUGACCUGACAGUGCACCAGAGAACACACACAGGACAUAAACCUUUUAGCUGUACUCAAUGUGGGAAGAGUUUUGUUCAAUCUGGCGAUCUGAUAAUACACCAGAGAACACACACAGGAGAAAAACCUUUUUGCUGUACUCAAUGUGGGAAGAGUUUUGUUCAAUCUGGCGAUCUGACCGUACACCAGAGAACACACACAGGGGAGAAACCUUAUAGCUGUGAUCAAUGUGGGAAGAGUUUUACUAAAUCCAGCCAUCUGAUUGUUCACCAAAGAACACACACAGGAGAAAAACCUUUUAGCUGUACUCAAUGUGGGAAGAGUUUUGUUUCAUCUAGCGGGCUGACAGUACACCAGAGAACACACACAGGAGAGAAAUCUUCUAGCUGUGACCAGAGAUAAUCUGAUAAAAGAUCUCUGAUCAAAUAUUAGAAAAUACAUACAAGAAGGAAUUGUUUCAUGAUAUCGAUGAAUUAAUGUUACAAUGUAGAACCCUAAACGUUUGUCCUCUGUUCUAUUGAUUUCAACAUGAUAUAGAUAUUAGCCUCAGGGGGAAA
Salvelinus namaycush (lake trout) is the source of this 1193-nucleotide messenger RNA. RefSeq names its product gastrula zinc finger protein XlCGF17.1-like. The coding region runs from base 1 to 1038 and encodes 345 amino acids. Gene Ontology annotation, biological process: regulation of immune system process; negative regulation of transcription by RNA polymerase II; regulation of cytokine production. The record is from RefSeq and is a predicted model, not a curated record. The transcript is spliced from 4 exons. Lineage: Eukaryota; Metazoa; Chordata; Actinopteri; Salmoniformes; Salmonidae.